Molecule: messenger RNA, 1287 nt
Organism: Juglans microcarpa x Juglans regia
Lineage: Eukaryota; Viridiplantae; Streptophyta; Magnoliopsida; Fagales; Juglandaceae
Product: probable leucine-rich repeat receptor-like protein kinase At1g35710
Exons: 1
Coding region: 28-1287 (419 amino acids)
Molecular function (GO): protein binding
Source: RefSeq, a predicted model, not a curated record
UAUCAUACAUUAAACAAACCAUAAAGAAUGGCAUCAUCAAUCCUGGUGAAAGUAUGCAUGCUAAUCUCCUUUGUCUUGUAUGUUCAGCAGGUUUUUUCAUCCUCAAAUACCUCAGAAGCUGCUGCUCUUCUGAAAUGGAAAAACACCCUUCAAAACGAAACCCAGUCCCGCCUAUCUUCAUGGACUUUCCAUCCAAAUAGUCAAUCUAAUUCUUCUGCAAAUCGAAGCCUGAGUACAAUUCCAUGCACAUGGUUUGGUAUUUCUUGCGACCCUGCUGGAAGUGUCAUCCAAAUUAACCUAACCAGAAUUGGUUUCCAAGGUACGCUUCAUGGAUUGUCAUUUUCGUCAUUCUCAAAUCUUGCACAUAUUGACCUCUCUGUGAACUCUCUCUUUGGGACCAUUCCGCAUCAAAUUAAGUAUCUUUCCAAACUCACUUUUCUUGAUUUGUCUAGUAACUUCUUGUCUGGAGAAAUCCCACCAGAAAUUAGCCUCCUUGCAAAUCUUAAAUACCUCAGCCUUUUUGAAAAUCAGUUAAAUGGAUCGAUUCCUAAAGACAUCGGUCACCUAAACUCUCUAACUACCCUUUUUCUUUACACAAAUCAUUUGGAUGGUUUCAUUCCGACUUCUUUAUGCAACUUGGGAAAUCUUACAUUGUUGUAUCUUUACAAUAAUCAACUUUCUGGCUCCAUUCCAAAAGAUAUAGGCAGCCUAAAGUUUCUAACUGAGCUUGAUCUUUCAGCAAAUCAGUUAGACGGUUUUAUUCCGACUUCUUUGGGCAAUAUGAAAAAUCUUAGCUAUCUUUCUCUCUUCCAAAAUAAACUUUCAGGCUCUAUUCCCAAAGAAAUAGGUCACUUAACUUCUUUAAUUAAUCUCUCUCUUUAUGAAAACCGUCUGGAAGGUUCCAUUCCUAUUUCUUUAAAAAACUUGAGAAAUCUUACUCUUCUUUAUCUCUACCGAAACAAACUUUCUGGCUCUAUUCCUAAAGAGAUAGGAAACUUGGCACAUUUGAUGGAAAUAGACUUGAGCAUGAACCAACUCCAUGGUUCAAUUCCAGCAUCAUUAGGUAGUCUAAGAAAUCUUAGCUAUCUAUAUCUCUUCCAAAAUAAACUUUUUGGCUCCAUUCCUGAAGAGAUAGGAAACUUGACGCAUUUGACGGCAAUAGACUUGAGCAUGAACCAACUCCAUGGUUCAAUUCUAGCAUCAUUAGGUUGUCUAAGAAAUCUUACUCGUCUCUAUCUCCACCGGAACAAACUUUCUGGCUCUAUUCCUGAAGAGAUAGGAAACUAA